Microcebus murinus (gray mouse lemur) is the source of this 1533-nucleotide messenger RNA. RefSeq names its product solute carrier family 2 member 7 (gene SLC2A7). Gene Ontology annotation, molecular function: D-glucose transmembrane transporter activity. Gene Ontology annotation, cellular component: plasma membrane. Lineage: Eukaryota; Metazoa; Chordata; Mammalia; Primates; Cheirogaleidae. Gene Ontology annotation, biological process: dehydroascorbic acid transport. The record is from RefSeq and is a predicted model, not a curated record.
AUGGAGAACAAAGAGGCCGGAACCCCUCUGCCCACCCCACCCAGGGAGGGGCGGCUGCAGCCCACGCUGGUGCUGGCCACCCUGAGCGCGGCCUUCGGCUCGGCCUUCCAGUACGGCUACAACAUCGCCGUGGUCAACACGCCGCACAAGGUCUUGAAGUCGUUCUACAAUGAAACCUACUUCGAGCGACACGCCACCUUCAUGGACGAGAACGUCAUGCUGCUCCUGUGGUCUUGCACCGUGUCCGUGUUUCCUCUGGGCGGCUUGCUGGGAUCGCUGAUAGUCAGCCUGCUGGCUGACCGGUGUGGCAGGAAGGGCGCCCUGCUGAUCAACAACGUCUUCGCCGUCGUCCCUGCCGUCCUGAUGGGGGCCAGCAAGGCGGCCAAGGCUUUCGAGCUGAUCAUCUGCUCCCGCGUGGUGCUGGGCGUCUGUGCAGGCAUCUCCUACAGCGCCCUCCCCAUGUACCUGGGGGAACUGGCCCCCAAGAACCUGCGGGGCACACUGGGGACCAUGACCGAGGUCUUCGUCAUCCUCGGAGUCUUCCUAGCGCAGAUCUUCAGCCUCGACGCCAUCCUGGGCAACCCCACAGGCUGGCCGGUGCUCUUGGCGCUCACAGGGGUGCCUGCCCUAAUUCAGCUGCUCUCCCUGCCCUUCUUCCCUGAGAGCCCCCGCUACACCCUGAUCCAGAAAGGGGACGAAGCCACAGCACGGCAAGCUCUGCAGAGGCUGCGAGGCCACGCCGACGUGGAGGCCGAGCUGGAGGACAUGCGAGCGGAGGCCCAGGCGGAGCGCGCCGAGGGCCGCCUGUCCGUGCUCAACCUCUGCACCUUCCGGGCGCUGCGCUGGCAGCUGCUGUCCGUCGUGGUGCUCAUGGCCGGCCAGCAGCUGUCCGGCAUCAAUGCGAUCAACUACUACGCGGACAUCAUCUACGUGGCCGCGGGCGUGGAGGCCGCUCACUCCCAGUACGUAACCGUGGGCGCCGGCGUGAUCAACAUAGUGAUGACCGUCGCCUCGGCUUUCCUCGUGGAGCGGCUGGGGCGGCGGCGCCUCCUGCUGGUCGGCUACGGCAUCUGCGGCUCCGCCUGCCUGGUGCUGACCCUGGCACUCCUCUUCCAGAGCACGGUCCCUGAGCUGUCCUACCUCGGCGUCCUCUGUGUCUUCGCCUACAUCUCGGGACAUUCCAUCGGGCCCAGUCCCGUCCCCGCCGUGGUGAGGACCGAGAUCUUCCUGCAGUCCUCCCGGCCGGCCGCGCUCGUGGUGGACGGCGCGGUGCACUGGCUCACCAACUUCAUCGUGGGCUUCGUGUUCCCGUCGGUCCAGGAGGCCAUUGGCGCCUACAGCUUCAUCAUCUUUGCGGGCAUCUGCCUCCUCACUGCUGUGUACAUCUACAUGGUCAUUCCUGAGACCAAGGGCCGAACGUUUGUGGAGAUAAACCGCAUUUUCGCCAAGAGAAAUGGGGUGGAGAUUCCAGAGGAGAAGGAAGAAGACACCUCCCAUGUUGGGACCAUGGCCACCAGGCAAACUUCCUUUUAG